Messenger RNA from Penicillium pulvis, 2544 nucleotides. RefSeq lists its product as uncharacterized. NCBI's taxonomy places the organism in Eukaryota, Fungi, Ascomycota, Eurotiomycetes, Eurotiales, Aspergillaceae. The record is from RefSeq and is a predicted model, not a curated record. The transcript has a single exon. Gene Ontology annotation, molecular function: DNA binding. Bases 1 to 2544 code for a protein of 847 amino acids. Gene Ontology annotation, cellular component: nucleus.
AUGUUUUUUCCAGUGAGACCCAACAGCACCGCCGAUAGGACCGCAAAGUCCAAAGCCAAGCACUGGAAACAACGUCCCAAGCGUUCAUCGCAGCUCUCCCAGGUACGGUCCUCCCGCACCUCAACCAAGGAUCCCGAACCAGAACCAGUGGUUCAAUCCACCAUCUCCGCCUCGACUUCCCACAGUGAGCCCCCACGUCGCUCCUCGAUGCCCGGCGUUGACACCGAGAGCCGGUCGGGCACGGCCUCUUUCCUCGAAUCGAGAUCCAGUCUACCGUAUCCGAAUUUCUCCAAGGCGCACAGCAAGGAAGAUGUUCGCACAGCAAAUAUCCCUACGCCGGACCCGACCGACCUCACCGAACAGGAGGAUGGGAAAGAGAAUCGACCGAGUCACCACACAGAGAACCACCAAGCCCCUCCAAGUCCACCGCUAACAGGACUGGACCAACCUUCUUCUCGAAGAGGUACACCCGUCGAAGAGGAGGAAAAAGACAAUAGCCCAGAGAAGCCCAAGAAGAAAGCAAGCAUCAAGAUCCGGACGGAGGUGAAUCGCUCGUCGUCCAGCCUGAAGUCUAAAAAGGAUGAUGGAAGCAAGUCUAGCAGAACAGUGCGCGCUGAAACACCCAAGUCCAGGUCAUCUAGGACUGAGAAAGAGAAGGAGAAGGAAUCAUCACCCCGCGCCACCCACAAGCCUUCCAAGACCAAGAUCUCCUCCGAAGAGAAGAAGCUCCCAAAACGAUCUAGCCGCUCUACGAUGUCGCCUUCGCAAUCAAAUUUAACGGCUCGUGAUGUAGGAGCCGAAUCUCUGAAUGGAUCUGAUGCCACCUCUAUCGCCCCGAACCAGCAGUAUAUCCCUACACGAAAACCCUCCCCGCCAAUCGUCAAGCCUCCGUCGCGCACCCAAAACCGGUCGGCAUUUUCUCAUCGUCAUACUCCUAGCGAUGAUUCUCUCGAAUACGGUCGAAAUGUCCCACCCGGCCCAUCAUUUGGGGCACCGCCGCCUCCACCUCCCCCGCCUGCCGUUCCGUUGACUAUCCCGAGGGUUGACUACUUGCUGCAACAUGGUGGUCUUAAGAACAGAGUAUCGCGUACACUGCUCCCCGUGCCCAGCUCAUCCGAUCCUUUCGCCCAGUCCAAUACCCAUCCUCAUCAAGCUGCCGCCAAGUUCUUUGAUCCAUUCAACAGCCUUCUUGAUGAUUACCAAAAAGUGAUGAGCAAAAACGGAUCUAUCGCUGUGGCGACUGGGUAUCGCUCUGUUGCGCGACGGCUAUUAGACCGUCUAGAGGCAGUGUUCGCGCGUGAUAUCUCCUCGGAGCCUUGUAGUUGUCUCAUGUGUGAACGAAGUGAAGAGGAGGAACGCCCAUCUGGAGUAAGCUGGGGAGAAGUUUUGGAGCUAGUUUCUGGUCGUCGCGAACUUCCUAUGUGGCCACCAUUUGUUAUGGCUCCAACCGUUGACACUGGCUUAGCUGGGGAGGAGCAUAUUCCCAUGCAAAAGCUAGAUGUUGAUGUACCAGAGGAGUACCGCGAACAUUUCAUUCGGCAAUCCCGCAAAACAAAGGUUGCCGUGGACAAAUGGCUUUCCGAACAAAAUGAUACACCUAGUAGUGCUCCUGGAGAGGUGGAUGAUGAGACUCUUACUUUCGCCAUGUUGACUUAUCUCGAACCACACCAACGCUCCUUGUUUUGCGCUCUUCUUGGCAUCAACUCUUCGACCCCGGUCCCUCGAUCCGAUGAUGAAAAGGUCCGACCCAAGCCCUCUGCACUUGUUUCCUCGUCUCUAGCAAUUCAGCGACUCUAUCGCCUACCGACACUUCCUCGCGACCCAGAAGCAGCCAUGUUCAUGCUCAACAACCCUGGCUUGCACCACGUCCUAGCCACCCUAUCCGCCAUUAGCGAUGACGAGUGGGAGAUUCUUAUCUCUGGUCGCUUCGACGGCUUCCUUCGCAGUGGUGCCGAGGACACAUCACAGUCUAAUCCUCGCUAUAGCGGCAGCCGUUCCAACACUCCCUUCAGCGCCGGAGGAAUUUCCCGCGGUCCAACCCCCAACUAUAUGGACGGUAGCUUCCGCCCCGGCAGCCAACCCAAUGGAGCUCCAACAUCCCCCGCGCACGGAGGGCCUAUCGCACUAGACGAAGAGACCGAAAUCGCCGCUUUGGCAGAAAUUGAACGCGACAUCUUCCUCGGCAUGGAAGCACUCGAAGACGCUUUCGAAACCCUGCACCUCAAAGCCGAAGUCGUCCGUCGUGCACUCCGAGAACGUGGAGCAGGCCUCUCCGUCGCCAGCCAGGGCCGACGCGGCUCAUUCGUGGAAGCCCGUCUAGGCACACCAGCUUCCGCUAUCGGCGGCUGGGACAGCGGCGAGGAAGACUUCCUCAACGACGAUGACCGCUCUCUAGCCCCAGAUGACUCGGCUAGUAACAUCAGCUCUAACCGGCGUCGUCGACCCAAGCGACGGACUGAGCGCCGUACCCCCGCUCCCGUCGAAGAAGAAGACGAGGAAGAUUCUCAGGUCGGUCGUCGUGAGCGAAACACUAGACGCCGGUAA